AUGAGCUCCCAAGGUAUGACUCGCAAACGACCUGCUCCCGGAACGGUCCCGACCGGUCAAGCCCAGAUGGGCGCUGUUCCAACCUACUCCCCCUCGAACCCCGGAUCCCAACUAUCCAACGACCAGUUCCUGCAAUGGGGCCAGAACCCUGCCACAAACGCCAGCAAUCCUUCCUCGUUCGCCGACCCUUCUACCUACAACCAGGCGGCAUACGCGACAUCCCAGGAGGUGUCAGCACCAGGCGCAACGCCUUCAAACCAAAUUGCGCGCAGACAAGCAGCAAACCAGCUAGUCAGCCGAAACCGCGGCUAUGAACAAGCCCCAACCGUCUACCAGGAGAACAACGGCCAAGAGGGAGGGCAGUCUGGCGCAUGGGGGGAAUCAUUGGAGGAAUUAUACCAGCGGGCUCUGGCUGCCAAGAGAGAUUCACAGGCAAAGCGAAAACAGAUUCCUCCUUUCGUGCAGAAGUUGAGCAGUUUCUUGGACGAGUCGAAAAAUACUGAGCUAAUUCGGUGGUCUGACGACGGUAAUUCUUUCAUCGUUUUAGACGAGGACGAGUUUGCGAGGACACUGAUUCCCGAACUUUUCAAACACAACAACUAUGCAUCGUUCGUGCGACAGCUCAACAUGUACGGCUUCCACAAGAAGGUGGGGCUUUCGGAUAACUCCAUGCGCGCCAGCGAGCGCAAGAACAAGAGUCCCAGCGAGUAUGCCAAUCCUUACUUCAAACGAGGCCACCCCGAUCUGCUCUGGUUGAUCCAGAAGCCUAAAAACGCGACCGGGCACACCAGCAAGGGUAGUAAGAGUGGACCGCGGGUGAAGACAGAGGAUGCGGAUGAGAAUGACAUGGACGACUAUGUUGAGGAUAGUGGGCCGGCAACCCGAGAUGAGCGUGCACGCCCACGGCAUCUUUCACUGCUCACCGACACUCAGAUGCCCAAUGACCAACUUUCUGGGGUAUACCGUGAGCUGCAGGCAAUUCGUCAGCAGCAGUCGAUCAUAUCGACCACUAUCUCCAGGUUGCGGAAAGAGCAUGAACAGCUCUAUGCGCAGGCCGCCAAUUUCCAAGAACAGCACACUCGACACGAGAACUCGAUCAACGCCAUACUCACAUUUCUCGCCACAGUGUACAACCGCAGCUUACAAGGACAAGAUGGCAACCCUCAAAACCUUGCCAACUCGUUCGCUGGAGCCAUCUCAGGCGAUCAAGGCAACAUCGUUGACAUGGGCGACAACUUUUCAUUCAACCCACUAAGCGGGUUGACAAGCCCUCCUGGACAAAGGACUAUGAAAAAGCAGCCACUGCUCUUGAAGGCGCCCCCAAUCAUCGAUGACAAUGGUCGAGCCACUACACUGUCUCCUGCAGCCAGCAGCUCCUACGAUACCCGGUCCCGCGGUCAUACUCGCAACCCGAGUGCCACAAAAUCCGGACAUGUGGAGGAAGUCCUUGAAAACAGCCCACGACAAGACAAUACGAACCUGCCUCCGGGAGUGCCGUCAGCAGACGACAACGCCCACCAGCGGGAUAUUAUGUCUGUCAUUCAAAAUUCCAAUGCGCGAAACGGCAUCCCAACAAGUUUCUCCGAGUUCCCUAACGUUCUUUCGUCCCUGGAAAAUGCCGGCGGCAACGUACCUCUCACCCCAAACCAGCGUGCUGACAUGCUUCGACUGAUGGCCAACGAAACCGGCUCGGGAGACGCUGGUCAGAGUGCAACGAACAAUGCUCUGACAACGCCGAACCCCCCGCCCAUGCCCCACAACUACACAAACCGCCUCGCAGACACUCGACAAGAAAUCGAUAACCUGGUGAAAAUGCAAGCCGAACAAGAUCGGUCCGUCCAGAACUUGACUCACCUUCUUCAACCAUUAAGCCCGACGGGCGCGAUACCGGGUCUUGACGGUGAUGGCAACGUGCCGCCUCCACCGCUCGACCUCGACACCAUCUUCAACCAGGACUACUUCACGGAUUUCGCCGAUGCAGACAAUGACAAGAAGCACUUCAACCUAGAUGACAAUGCUGGUCAGGUAUUGGGAACGAAUAAGCACGAAGGCACCGUCCAAGCCGAUGAUGGCGACACCAACGAUCUGUUUAAUUUCGACCACAUCCCUGACAAUGGCGAUCUUUUUGAAGGAUCGAACCACGACCAAGGUCAUGCGGGAUACAACUAUGGCUUCGAUGAUGCCCAUUACGGUGCCGACUCGGGCUCGGGAAACAAUGCGAAAUCGGGCCGUGUCAUCGAACAGUUGACCGAUAGUGAAACGACCAGUCCCGCCGGGCCGAAUGAUGAUGGGAAUGGCCUCGACAAUGGAGGCAGUGCAGCGAAGCGCCGCCGUAAGGCCUAA
Molecule: messenger RNA, 2343 nt
Organism: Penicillium atrosanguineum
Lineage: Eukaryota; Fungi; Ascomycota; Eurotiomycetes; Eurotiales; Aspergillaceae
Exons: 2
Coding region: 1-2343 (780 amino acids)
Biological process (GO): regulation of DNA-templated transcription
Molecular function (GO): sequence-specific DNA binding; DNA-binding transcription factor activity
Source: RefSeq, a predicted model, not a curated record